This is a messenger RNA of Lytechinus pictus (painted urchin), 4525 nucleotides long. Its product is annotated as cytosolic carboxypeptidase 6-like. Gene Ontology annotation, biological process: protein side chain deglutamylation. The record is from RefSeq and is a predicted model, not a curated record. The transcript has 5 exons. Lineage: Eukaryota; Metazoa; Echinodermata; Echinoidea; Temnopleuroida; Toxopneustidae. Bases 69 to 737 code for a protein of 222 amino acids.
UUUGCCAAGCAACGAAGUUGAAAGCGCAUGCGCAUCAUCAAUUAUUUGUGAUUCGGACGGAAGGAAAAAUGGCAGACAAGCGAGUUGAUUCUGGUUCUGAUAGCGAUGGCGAUGAAGCGGUCGUUGGUAAUCUCAAUAAGUUUGCUGUACUCCCUCUGGGAUACAGUGGGAGACCCAAACCUGGUCAUCUUCUCUUUGAUGCAUGCUUUGAAUGUGGUAACCUUGGACGUGUUGAUUAUAUCACAGAGCAUGAAUAUGAUCUGUUUGUUAGACCCGAUACCUGUAAUCCCAGGUUUAGAGUUUGGUUUAACUUCACGGUAGAGAACACAAAAGCAGAUCAGCGUGUGAUAUUCAACAUAGUAAACUUCAGCAAGACCAAGAGUUUGUACAGAGAAGGAAUGGCACCAAUGGUCAAAUCUUCAAGUAGAACAAGAUGGCAGAGGAUACCGUCCAAGAAUGUCUACUAUUACCGAUGCCCAGACCACAGGAAGAACUAUGUCAUGUCCUUUGCUUUCUGCUUUGACAAGGAGAGCGAUCUCUAUCAGUUCUCCUACUGCUACCCGUACUCCUACACCAGAUUACAGACCUACCUCUCGGCCAUUGAGAAGAGGAGGUUGGACUUCGUCAAGAGAGAGCUACUCUGCCUCAGUGUGGUAAGAACACAUCCUUCUUUUCCUUCAUGCGGUGUAAAUGCAAUUUUAAAUAAGGUUUGGAAUCAUUUAACGUGUUUUGAAUGAUUUGGAACAUAAAAAAUACAAAACAAGAAUGUUUUGUAGAAUAAAUAAAAUGUUGAGAUGAGAAGGUUGUCUUGUCAAGAGAGAAGUACUUUGCCUUGAAUUCAUUUAACAAGACAUUUUAAAAUACCCAAAACAAAACCAAAAAUAAUACACUGUUUUGUGAAAUAAAAGAUGUUGAGAAAGGAAGGUUGGACUUUGUCAAGAGAGAGCAACUCUGCCUCAGUGUGGUAAGAACACAUCCUUCUUUUCCUUCAUAUGGUGCAAUUGCAAUUUUAAAUCAUGUUUUGAAUCAUUUAAAGUGUUUUAAAUGAUUUUAAAUAUUAAAAAAUACAAAACAAGAAUGUUUUGUUGAAUAAAAGAAAUGUUGAGGUUGGUCUUGUCAAGAGAGAAGUACUUAGCCUCAGUGUGGAAAGAACAUUUCUCUGUUCCUUCAUGUGAUAUCAAUGGUAUUUAAAACACAUUUUUAAUCAAUAUAAUAUGUUUUAACAAAAACAUUGUCUUGAAGAAUAAAGAAAUUUUGAGAAGAGAAAGUUUGACUUUGUCAAGAGAGAACUACUUUGGCUUUGUGUGGCCACAAAAGUCUUCCUUUUCUUUGCCUGGGGUAAAUAGUAUUUCAUCUAGUUUGUUUAUGACAUGGACCUUAUUACAAAUGGACAUUGAUCAAUACUACAAAUUGAUCAAUUCCCCGACAGUGUUGCUUCGAUCGGAACCAAAUUUUUGAAGUGAACGCGAUGACCCAAUGCUACAUGUUUGAGAAUAAAUCACAUAGAAAAUCUUUGGCUGUGGAAAAUGUUUGCCAGUAAUUUCUAUAAUCGAAAAACAUUGCACUUAAUUGAAAAUGACACUUGCAAACAAUUGGCACAGCUUCCGAACCUAAGCACACAUUUUCUAGCUUGGCAGCUUUACAUUGCGACUGUUAACUAUGCCAUUCCUUUUAUGUUUGUGUCCUUAACAAAUCGUGUAUGUGCCCCGUGAAAACUGCCCUUUAGAGAUGUCAAAUAUUAUUACCUGGACUGUGUUGAAAAAGAAAAGUACACACUGAGUACUGACCUAUUCUAGAGAUGAGGAUUCAAAUUCAAAUAAAUAUUGACAAGCGUGCUUUGAAAAUCUUAAUCCUGGUUUAUCAGGGCAAUCCAGGAAUCGCAUAAAGCAUCUUGUAGGAUUAACACGUCAUACAGAAGGUCUUUUCAGAUCAAAACUAGAGUCUAGAGAAUGGUGAAUAGAAUAAAAGCAUAUCUAAUUUAGGGUGAGGUGUAUAUGUAUACUUGUAGGAUAUAUUUCUUGUUAAAAAAAUGCAGUGUACCCGUUAAGUCCUUACCCCAGGCAUGUGGAAAGCAAGAAGACUACGGAGCCGUUAAUAGCACCCGGUCCUCGAGCCAUAAACAAAUGGAUGCUACACGCUCCAUUGAAACAAAAAGAUUUAAUUGAGAAUGAUGAAUUAGAUUGGAAGGGUAGCGAAGCAGGGAAUUACACACUAUUCCUGAUUUGCUUAGCUUCAUCUUCGAUGAAGGGUAACUGACAAAUGAGGCCGUAGGCUCUUUCGAUCUCUCGCCAGAUAUAUGGGCAAACUUUCUGCAUGAUGGAAGAGUGGCGGAUGAAAGCUUGAAUCUUCUUGUUUGAAAAUAAGAUGGAAGUUAGGAGCAACAGGACAUUGACAUCCUGCAGUGUUUGCGAAGUAGUUCAAGGGUUAAAUAAAUGUAACAUGGGACGUAUUGGAGAUUGGAGUAGAGUUUUUGUUUAGUGUCGCAUUGGUUUCACAAUGAAUUAAUUCAAGCAGGGUGUGGUGAGAUUGCUGUGCUGACCCUCCUCGGGGAAAGUGGUCUGAAUAUGGAGCCUAAAGUCCCCGCCAACAGUAAGGUGUAUUUGUGCUAGUCUUGUGUGAAGACCCACUUGUUGAGAAAAGUUUAAAUUAGGGUCAGUGUUUGUGCAGUUGCUGUUGAUUUUUGAGUUGGCUCUAAUGGCUGCUGAAACAAGUACCGAAACUAAUACUGAUCACAAACUAUAAAAUAUGUCAUAGUUUAGUUUCCUACAUGUAGGUCAAUCCCAACAACUUUGGGAGAUUUUGAAUACAGUGUUGUGGCUGGUGUAUAUCUACACCAACACCAGUCUUACUCUGUACUUGAAAUCACACAGCACUGAAUGAGCAGAUCUGUGACGGCAAACUACACCAAGAGUGUUAAAAGAUCUCUACCCGCAUGAAUCCUGGCUCUUUACAAAUGCUAGUGUACUAGGGCUGUUAUCGUUAAGAAAAUUCUCUGUCGAUAUAUCGCUAAAAAUAUCUUACCAAUGUUGAUAACUAUCGUCAAAAGAACAUAAUCAAUAUGCAUUUUGUAUGCAUAAUAGCGAUGUCACAUACUCGCGUUGGUCAAAAUUUGUAUCUGCGACAGUACCAAGAAUGCUUUAACUCCGCGUUCAUCGGAUGUAAACGAUUACAUAACAUCUUUUAGCAAACAUAUUUAGCAUAAAUAUAUCCUCGCCUUUCAUGUUAUUAGCAUUAUUUUAGGUUUGGAUGAAGUUUUAUCGAUAAUUUACAGGCUUUUUGGACAUUGUUCUGAGCAGUCAACGUCUUUCACCUAUCCGCCAUUUUGAUAUCAUGCUGUACAUCUUCGAACGUAGAGGGCAGCAACACACGGUUGUGUGCUGCCUUCUAGGUUGGUACUUCGCUAAAAUUGAGCUUGCGCUUGUGAAUGUUUUCGAUAUACGAUCGAAUAGAGUCGAGUGCAGUCACAAUGUUCAGAUUGUCAUGAUUAUAGUGAAGUGAGAUCGUGUUUUGUUGCUCGUAAAUAUUUGUAUUUUGUUGAGAUUUUGGCGAAAUUUCUGAUUCUUUUCUGUGCAUUUUCAGGAAAAAUACGUUUUCCGUGAUUUUCCAUUUGAAAUGCCACUUUCAAAGGCCGUUUCCGUGAAUUCCGUGAAAUUGCGGAAAUUCACUCUUAUGUCCCUACAUAAUAGCGGGUAUUAUCGACAACAAGAGAAAGGUUGUCGAUAUCGCUAAGUGGCAAAAGACAAGCGAUUAUCGACAAGACUAGCGAUAAAGAGGUUAUCUAUAACAGCCCUAUAUUGUACACUGUAUGAACCUUUCUUUAAUAUACCUAGAUGUAUGUACAGUACAUGGACAACAGAUGGUCAAAGAAAAACACAAAACAUUAAGGAAAGCCAAUGAAAGGCAAUCCCUAAUGAAACAUCUUAACUAUUUUAUGUUAUUGUUUCUGUGUAAAAUAUUGAAUGUUCUAAUUCCGGGAUCAAAUUUGCACUGUCAACAAACUAAUUGGUCUUCUUAGUACGAUGAGAAAGGUCCCAUUUCAUAGAUACUUUUUUCAACAACAGUACAAUGUCUAUAACAGGUUUACUAUCAGCCAAUCAUAUUGAAUGAAUUCAGUAGUUUAAAUUUGUUUUUGAAAAUUUAUUAUGAUGAGUUUGUGAAACAGGCCCCUGGACCAUGUUUUAUUCUUUUUUCGUCACUAAUUUUUCUCAAUUACAUUUAAGGAAUACUAUUAAUGAUUAGUUUUUCCUCAUUAUUAUUCAGUCUUGAAAAAAAAAUCAAGCUUUUGUGUCUAUUUGAUAAGGCGCUGAUCAUGAGUGGUAGCUUCAGUUCCGGCAUAUAUACACAUGGGAAGUAACUUCUUAUGAGAAUGGUUAAUAAAUUAAUUCAGUUUUUUACUAACACUUGUAUAGACUUGGAGAAAAAAAAUAUGAAAGGAAAAUGAAGUAGCCUUUUUAUCAAAAUAGGUAUGGCAUGUACAAUGUAUGAUGUAAAGUAAUGACAAUUAAGCAAUAUCCUGUUGGAGGAU